UCCUCCCUUCCGAGCAAGGGAAAGGCUCUUAACUCCUUGCUCUUGAAGUUUUGGUUGACCCCUUAGCUGCUUCUACAUCUCCUGUAAGCAGCAAUAUUGCAGCUGCACCGAGCGCUAUUUCUGGUGGUGGCGUGGGCUGUGCUGAAGUUGCAUGCCCCAGUACAGCCAUGCUGCUCUGUCCUGUCUGCUUGCAGCACAGCAGUCCCACCGCAGCGGACUCCUCCCUGCCCCAAAACCUACGCCUUCCGGAGCUGUGCAUGCAGCGGUGUGGUUGGCUGGGUGACCACCCUACACGCAUCCUGGAUCCCAUGAGGCAAAGCCAACAACAGGAGCCCCGGCGAGAAACGCUGAGGCAGCUGCUUCAAAGGUCACCCCAGCGACUAUGUGCGCAGGAAAGGCUCGAUGUACGAUGCAGCUGCUGCUGUGAGAAGAGGGGAAGUAUGCACCGAGCCGUGGCAGCUGUGGCUGCUGUUACGGAAGCUCAGGAAACCAAAGCCUGGGGUGGGCGGAGGGGCUCAGGCGCUCUGCGGUGCAGGGACCUCACCCCCCUGCACUAGUCCCGUGAAUGCAAGCAGCUCUUCAAGAUAAAAAACAAUGGAGCGAAGAUGUUCAGCCACCGGAAUCGGGCAAACAGCUCUGCCUCUUCGCUGCUCUAUGGAGGGCAGCGUUUGGCUGGCAGCAUCCGGACUUGCAAGGAUCGGAUCCAGCUAACCCAGCGCUGGUGUUUAAUGGCGUGGAGGUGUCCCGAAAGCUGCACAUCCUUGGCUGUCUUGUCAUCCUCCAUCAGUGAAAAUGGGCCCCGCUGAGGCCCAUGAUGGUGCCCACAGGAGCUUUAGAGGACAGGCACAUUCUUCCAUCUCCGCUAAUCCUCCUCUGAUACAGAGGAUUUUCCUGCCAUUAAAUGAUAGCUUGUGAGAAAAAAAUGCCAACUUUUCGCAGACUGACUCGUAUGGCUAAUGGCAGCCUCAUGAGCAGGAGGGAGGACACAGCCACUGCCUGGCUAGAUGAUCGGAACCUGCUCUCAGCACGGCUGGUGGGAAGGAUGUGGAUGAGCUCGUGGAAAGGAGUAGCACAAAGCUGCAGGAUUCCCUGAGAAGAUCCCUCAAGUUCGCUUGCCAGACCUGAAAUGCCACUAGUGAAUAAUCAAGGUAAUGUUUGCCAUCAUUUUAAAUGUGAUCCUUUGGGUCCCCCACGUCCAUGCGGUGUGGGCCUGCGUGCGGUCCUGCCCUGCCAACUGCGUGUGCACCCAGGAGCGGAGCUGCUCCAUCCUCUGUGAUCGUGCCGGUCUGGGGCAGAUCCCUAGCGAGUUCCCCUGUGAAGCCUCCUCUAUCAACCUGGACAAAAACAGCAUCAAGUUCCUCUCCGAGAGGGCCUUCGGGACCUUGCCUUCCCUCAAAUCCCUGUCACUCAACCACAACAAUAUUUCCUUUAUCACCCCGGGGGCUUUCAAGGGGCUGCCCAGCCUGACCGAGCUGAAGAUGGCCCACAAUGAGUACAUUCGUUAUCUCCACACGCGGACUUUCACUGCUCUCAGACGGCUGGUCAAGCUGGACCUGGCAGACUGCAAUCUUUUCAACAUCCCGGACAGGAUCUUCAUCGAGCUGCCUGCUCUACAAGAGCUCUUCUGCUUCCAGAACAACUUCCGGAGGAUCCCAGGUGCCAUCAGGGGCAUGGAGAACCUGACCCACGUUUACCUGGAAAGAAACAGGAUCGAAGCGGUAGCCUAUAACUCCCUGCAGGGCCUGACCAAGCUGAAAUACCUGAAUCUGCAGGACAACAGGAUAAAUGUUGUUCAUGAGCGAGCUUUUCAGGGCUGCCAGAAGAUGGAGUACCUGUACCUGAACGACAAUUUGAUCAGCGAGCUUCCAGAAAACUCCUUUGAUGGCCUGAGGUGCCUGAAGAUGCUCAACCUUGGGGGGAAUUUCCUCAGGAACGUUUCCAACACCUGGUUCAGGGACCUGGGGGAGCUGGAGGUCCUCUACCUGGACCGCAACAGGAUCAACCACAUUGAGGAAGGGGCUUUUGAAAACCUCACCAGCCUGGUCGCGUUGCACUUGAACAGCAACAACCUGACGACCCUACCCUUUUCUGUCUUCCAGCCGGUGUACUUCCUGGGGCGGCUGUACCUCUUCCGUAACCCCUGGGAGUGUGACUGCCGCAUUGAGUGGCUGAAGGAGUGGAUGGAGAAUUACAGGCUCGUCAGGGAUAUUCCCUGUGCCUCCCCCUCCUCAGUAGCCGGGAUUGACCUGAUGGAUGUGCUCUAUGAGAAAUCCCCAGAAGGUUACUGUCUUGACCCAGUGGAGCUGAAUGUCACGUCCGAAGUCCCGACCCCAAGUGAAGAGCCUUGGUCUACCACGGAGAGCAAGUUCAACAGCCUUAUCUCUAAACUCUUGCUCCAGAUGGGCCUUCCUGAAGAGGUGGCAAACACCACUGAAGUCUCCGGUAACACCACACAGCUGGAUGGACUGACUGAUGGGGUUUCUUCUGGGGUGGGGGAAGACAGUAUUGAAGCUGCCUCCUCUUUUUACUUCCCAGCACUUUUUACAGUGGUUGUUUUGCAGAUCAAAUAGUCCAAGGGCUGGCUGGAGCAUGGGUCCUGCUUAAGCAUUUAGUCCCUGUACCUACCUAGUCAUUAGGGAAAAGUUUGUAUCAUGGGCCUUGGAUACAUAUCUGGCUCCAAACUCUCCUGGGCAGGUUGGUUGGAUCUGUCUCCAGAUUCCCCUAGGAGCUGGUGGGAUCUGGUUCAAGGCCAGGUCCCAGUCCAGGUGAGAAACCUUCCCUGUGGGGUCUCAGAGACUCCUGGACACUCGCAGAGCUGUGUGGAAGAUGAGCAAUGAAAGAAUAGCAGUAAGGUUGAGUUUUGCUUAGAGCCGUGCGAUGUGCCCUGCUGGGAGCGAAGGGAGAGGGGUCUGUACGGAUGGCGGUGUAGCGCUGUUUACUCCAUUGGGCCAACUCCGGUUGACCCAACCAUCAACUUUAUGAAAGCAAGACGAGGCGGCAAAACCGGCCCUCCUCUUCAUGUCCUGACAGACACCCACAGUGGGUGCUGCUGAACUCUGGCGAGCUAUUCCUGAUUUCCACCAGCGUGUGCGGGGGGAGCAGGUCUGUCCUGGGCAGCGUCCAGGGAUGCAGCACGAGCCCUCCUGAACAGGACAGCACAUGGGGAGGGCGCCUGCCCCAGGCAGCUCUGGGAUGGGCCAUAGUAUUUUGUCCAUGACUAUGGACAGGAUUUUGAUCCUUUUCCCCCCUGCUAUCCUGGCAGAGGUGCAGGAGAACCAGAUGGACCUAUGUUUGUCAAAACAUUCUUCUUUGAGGCAAAGCUAUUUAAGCCUAACAGCUUACUUAUUAACGUCGUUUCAAUGUGUUUUUUAUUUUUCAAUGAACAUAGUGUUUCAAGAAAUAUAUUGGUUUUAUUUGUAGAUUAUUUCAUGGCAUGACAGCAGGGGCAGAACGUGAUGAUGCCAAAUGCAACCCAGGCCCUACUAAAUAUUUUGUAUUAUUUCCACCAAUAAUGUGUACCACAUAGUGUGUCGUCUUAUGUUGUACUAACCAACUACACUGUUAUUUUCUUUUAUAUGGCAUCUUACAUGUUUUAUCUUUAAAAUCUUCAAUGAAAGCUGCUAAUAUGACCAUAAAGAAUUAUAAUUUUUUAUAUAUCAGAGCACAUUAAUAAAAUAAUUUGUUAUUUUGCUCACAAAAAUAAAUUAACUGCUCAACUCCCUCCCCCCCUUUUUUUUUUGAGAUCCUUGACUUACUCUGGUGGGGUUUUUGUGGGCUACUCAAAUGGGUGCACAUGAAUGUCCAUUUCAUGGUCUAGAGCAAAUGACAAACUAUUUAUUGCAGCAUAAAGAAUAGACACUUUAACUUAGAACAUGACUGUGCUUACAUUUGUGUUAAGUAGCAAUGCUUUAAAAAAUAAAUUACUAUGUAGAAAUACACUUCUGUGAUAUUUUAACUAUAUUAAAUCAUUAUACAUGGCUUAUCAUACUAUGAUGUACAUGUUCAUAUGAAAUGAUACAACAUAUAAAAUCCAUUAUUAUUGCUAAAAUGUCAUGAAAUAGGAAUAAAUGGACAUGAGUUGAAGAAACCUUUCAAACAUUUUCCUAAACCUUUUUUUUCCCCCAACCUCUGCCUUUUCAUGAGCAAUUCAACACCGACGUGAUCUCCACCCCUGCCCCGGCUGGGUGCCCACGGGUGCCGGAGCAGCAGGGGCAGAGCGGGAG
Molecule: messenger RNA, 4223 nt
Organism: Grus americana (Whooping crane)
Lineage: Eukaryota; Metazoa; Chordata; Aves; Gruiformes; Gruidae
Gene: NYX
Product: nyctalopin
Exons: 5
Coding region: 1152-2570 (472 amino acids)
Cellular component (GO): extracellular matrix
Molecular function (GO): protein binding
Source: RefSeq, a predicted model, not a curated record